This is a messenger RNA of Planococcus citri (citrus mealybug), 1706 nucleotides long. RefSeq names its product proteasomal ATPase-associated factor 1-like. The record is from RefSeq and is a predicted model, not a curated record. The coding region runs from base 126 to 1367 and encodes 413 amino acids. The transcript is spliced from 7 exons. Lineage: Eukaryota; Metazoa; Arthropoda; Insecta; Hemiptera; Pseudococcidae. Gene Ontology annotation, molecular function: protein binding.
UAAUUACCUUGUGAUUUUUGAUAACAGAAUUUUUUGAAAAAUCUUUCAAGAAAAAUUUGAAAGUUUUAUCGUUUCUGCUGCUUUUUAAUUUUCCGAAAUAAUUUUGAACAGAUUUUGAAUUAAAGAUGAGCGUAUCAAAAAGGCUCAUUCAAGCUCCUAUGUAUUACAUACAAUGUGACUGGGAAGAUCAUCUAAAUAAAAUUUCCGGUGAAAUAUGGGUUUCAUGUAAAUACAAAGAACAACCCAGCAAACACGGUAAAUUGGUUCGAAUGAAUAUCUGCAGCGAUGCAGGCAAUCCAGCUGUUACUGCCACCGAAGAUUUCAACGUCAAUUUAUUAACCCAUAAUGCGAUUCAGAUCGGAUUGAAAGACUCAAAAUUCAGUUGUAUUUUUCUGGCACCCAGAAGUAUUUAUAGCAGUGUUCACAAGAAAAGUGUCACUAGUCUCGAUAUUGUAGAAGGAUCAAGCUGUGUUUCUGUUUCGGUCGAUGAUGAUUCUAAUGUCGCAGUGUGGCUCGCCGAUGGUGAACAUAAACUGAUUACGUUCACCGAACAUGUCGGUACUGUGUAUAAAUGUCGUUGGUUUCCUAGUGGCAAAGUAAUCCUAUCUUAUGGAGCUGAUAUGAAUCUAAAAAUAUGGUGUUCAGAAACUGGACGUUGUCCAGUAUCAUUAAAAGGUCAUAAAAAAGCUAUUACCGAUUCAGCUUUCGUUGAUCGAGGUCGAAAUAUCGUAUCGGUUUCCAAAGACGGUGUUUGUAAACUAUGGGAUUGUGGUGAAGCCAUUUGCAUAGACAAUCUGCUGGAAAUCAAUUGCUGUAUCAAUUGCUGCUCGAUCUCCACUUGUCCCAAUAAUUAUAGACUUCCUGAAAGUGGUUCUCCGCCUCACGAACGUGAAUCCGGAACUGACGAUAAAAUCGUUCUGACUGGUUCAGAAGAAGGCGACAUUCAUUGUAUCGGUAUUCGAAGCCGUAAAGUAUUAUUUUCACUGAAAUUACAAUCAGCUGUAAACUGCUGCUGUUGCAUUAAGCCAGGAAUAUUCGUAGCUGGUUGUCAGGACGGAAGCAUACAUCUGAUAUCGGUCGAAAACACCGAUCACAUUAUUACUUCGUGGUUAGAAACUAACAACCCUGCUCUUAGCAUAAUGCCCUACCAAGAAAAUGGAUUUUUUGUCGGCCAUAAUGAUGGCUCGUGUGUUUAUCGGUCCAUCAUUGAUCUCGAUUCCACCAUCAGGUUGAAUUUAACCGGACCCGACGGUGAUCCUAUUUACGAUAUAUGUUGUGAUAAUAAGUUUAUAUAUACUGCCUGUAGAGAUUCCUGUAUCAGGAAAUAUUCUCCUGAUUCUUAUAUCGUGAGACACUUUCAAUCUUGAAUGAUAUCUUGACCCUUGAAAGGUGUUUUUUUUUAUCUUACAUCUGUGAUUACUGUACCAAAAUUCGAGCCGAGGUGUUUUAUUAGAGCUUCAAAAUGAUUUUCAUCUUAUGAAUGGUCGGUUAAAAUUAAUUCGGCGCGAAUGAUCUGGAAUGAAAAGAAUAUUUCGAUUUUGACUGUAUUAUCUGCACGUUGCCGUCGAAAAAUGGUGAAUUUUUUUCAGUGCCUAAUUCUUCGUGAAAUGCCAGAUGAAAUUAUGAUUUAUUUUUCACGCACUCAACGUCCUUAAUUUUACGUAUUUAGAUGUAGGUAAUAAUUUGAAUAAAGAUCUAAUAUUGAU